Messenger RNA from Homarus americanus (American lobster), 4362 nucleotides. Its product is annotated as diaminopimelate decarboxylase-like. Lineage: Eukaryota; Metazoa; Arthropoda; Malacostraca; Decapoda; Nephropidae. The coding region runs from base 70 to 1602 and encodes 510 amino acids. Gene Ontology annotation, molecular function: diaminopimelate decarboxylase activity. The record is from RefSeq and is a predicted model, not a curated record. The transcript has 8 exons.
UGCAGUUAUUGAUUGACUGGAGUGCAGGACGCCACGCGCUUUCAUUUGGUUGUGUUGGACCAAGACAUAAUGGAGGAUCGUGGGUGGGUGUACAAAGGAGGAACACUACACUGUGAUGGGAUGUCCCUGGAGAGGUUGCGGGAACACCUCCGUCAGGAGUUUGGUCAUCUGUCCUCACCCGCAUUUGUGUACUCUUCCGCCACGCUCCACAGCAGCGUCCUCAGGUACAAGGACGCCCUCACUCCACUGGGCAUGAAGGGUGUUCUCUCGUACUCGGUCAAGGCCAAUAGUAACCCCGGGGUGGUGGAGGCGCUGAGAGAGGCCGGUGUGACCCUGGCCACCACCGUCAGCGGGAACGAGGUCUUUUUGGCCCUACGAGCUGGUUUCCUCCCCCACCAGGUCAUCCUCAACGGUAAUGGCAAGCACAGGUGGGAAGUAGAAUUGGGGGUUCGACGUGGGGUACUCCUCAACGUCGAUUCGGUGUUUGAUGCCCGGCAGCUGGUAAACGUGGCGCGGGAGUUGGGUGUGCGGGCGCGGGCACUGGUACGUCUUAAUCCCGCCUUGGACGCCCACACACACCCGUACCUAGCCACCGCCCUCGCUGACUCCAAGUUCGGCGUGGAAGUCGACCAGGUGGAGGAGGUGCUGCAGGUGUUGUGUGAGGGUGGUGAUGGUGGGUGUGUGGGUGUGGAGGGCGUGCACAUCCACGUAGGCUCGGCCAUCACACGCCUUCAGGUAUAUGCCGAAAUGAUGCAAGCGGCUACCCACACACUCAAUCAGAUCCGUGAUAGUGGGUGGCAGAAGGCAUCCAUGAUUAACCUGGGGGGUGGCCUCAGUGUGUCUUACGAGCCACCCAUUGAUGGCGGCUACCACCAAGAAGAGACUAUACCCACCUCGCUCAUUAACCCUACUUCGCCUCUGUCGUCCAAAAAGAGAAUUACACCGGAGACUACGAAAGGUACACCGAACUCGCUAAUAACGAAGGAAACCACGCCAAACAAACCAAGAACCAAAGAAACCACUCCUAACUCAUCAAUGACCAGAGAGAACACGCAGAAAUCGAUCAGAGCCACACCUAGUUCUACAGUGACGGAGGCCACACCGACACCUCAAGAAUUAGUCGAAACAAUCCUGCCCUACUUACCUGAAGGGGCAACCUUAGUGCUGGAACCCGGCCGGUCCCUGGUGGCGACUGCCGGUGUAGUGAUGACGGAGGUAAUGGGAGUUAAGACCAACGCUGGCCGGGAGUUCGUGGUGGUGGACGCUGCCAUGACAGAGGUGAUUCGUCCAGCCCUCUAUGGAGUCCACCACCCAAUCUGUUACGUCACCACACCCUCCGCCCACCAGGAGGUGGCGGAGGUGGACGUGGUGGGACCCGUGUGUGAGAGUGGUGACUUCCUGGCCCGCCGAUGCUUCCUCCCUCGUCCCAGCGCCUCAGGAGAUGCCCUUGUGGUGUGGGCGGCCGGGGCCUACUGUGCCUCCAUGGCCUCUAAUUACAACCUCCGCCCACAUGCCCUCGAGGUUUUAGUUCAUAGCCCAGACAGCUAUAAGGUGCUCCGACGUCCUCAGGAGUUCGAAGACCUCGUCAGGGAGUUCCUCUGAUGGGUGUAAAGCUGUUUUUUUUUGGGGGGGGAGGGGGGUUAGUUCAGGGGUGUUACUGGUUGAUCCAGUGUAAGUCACGGCUCUUGCUGAUUGGUCCACUGCAGAUCAAGGUUCAUGCUUGUAGUAUCUUGCCUUAUUUAAUGGGAGAAUUUCAAGCACAUACAUAUAUAUAUAACAAUGCUGAUUGGUCCAGUGCAGAUCAAGGCUUUUGCUGAUUGGUUCAUUGCAGCUCAGAGCCCUUGAUGAUUGGUCCAGGACUGGGAUAAGACGCUCUCCUGUAGAUGAUUGGUUUUUCAGGAUACAGUGAUGGGUGAUUGGCUAAGCUGAUACACAGUACAAGAUCGCCCAUAAACAAAGAUUCUGUAACAAUAGAUCACUGAUAGUACUAUAAGAUUUGGUCUUAAUUACUUUAGCUUAAAUAUACUUAUAUUUCCAUUGUUAACAUUGUUUUACAUUAAAUGUAGACCGGGUUGUUGUUUAUUUGAUUAAAGUAACACUUGUAUGGCAUAAAUAUAAUACAAGUAUACUGUGUAAUUGUGUCUAUGUGUAUGUAUGUGUGACAGGGUUGGAUUAACCAUUAAGCAAAAUAAGCACGUGCUUAGGGCACCAAAAGAAGGAGGCACCACAGGUUUUUAUUCUAAAGGUAUUAUGCCUUGUAGUUACCAGAUCAUAUUUGCGAUAAAACGUAAUAGGCUAGUGUAAAAACCGCCGUAGAAAAUGGGUGAAAAAUAUUUAUCCCAUUUUGUUUAACUAUGCUUUGUAAGGGUUUUAAAACAAGAAAACCGUGCCCUUUUUUGGUUUUUUAAAGGACACGUUGCCCAAUGGAAAACGGCCUUAUUUUAUAAGCGUUCAAGAACGUUCCUGAACGUCCGAAAUUGUCUAAGUUCGUUCCCUGGCCUCUCAGCCCUCACUCAGGCUCUUGCAGUAUCAACGAAAUGUGUAUUUUCACGUGUGGUGUGAUGUGGAUUGUGUAAAGUAACAAGUAAGUUCCUGAAUUUCUCAUUAAUUAAAUUUUUUAUGUUUACAAAAUAAAGAGGUAGAUAUUUUAACUAUAUAAAUAUAUUGUUACUAAAUUAAGAGCAGUAACUCUAGGCCUAGUUGUUAUAAUAAAUAAGGUUAAAUCAAAACUGUCUAAUUUAAGUGAUUUUUUAAUUAUCAUAUGUUGAAAAACUUCAACACUUUUUUUAUUUCUUAAUUGUCUUUAACUGUAUUCGUUCUAGUUCUAGUCUAACAUCAGUGAUGAGAAAAUGGGCAACUUAUUGAGCCCUUUUUAACAUUUCUAGAACUAGCAAGCCAUACUGGUGAGGAAAUGGCAAACCAGGUGUUGCAGUACUUAGGUCAUGUUUGAAAAACUAAAUUUUUCAAAAUGUAGGGGUCAGUCCUACGACAAUGCUGCUACCAUGUCUGGGCGUUAUAGGGUUGUGCAGCAAAAAAAUUUAGAAGAAAAUAAGUUUGCCAUAUAUGUGCCAUGUGCAGCCCAUUCACUAAAUCUGGUAGGCCGAAGUGCUGUUGACUGCUGUCAAGUGGCAGUUAAUUGUUUCUCAACAGUACAGUUGCUCUAUACAUUUUUUUCAACCUCAACCAGCCGGCGGAAAAUUCUUAAAGUUAGUCUUGGAAAUGAAAGCGUGUUAAAAUCCCUUUCUGAUACCAGAUAGGAGGCACAUGCUGUGGCAGCAGCAGCAACUCUUAAGUCUUUCUUUAAGAUAUUGGAAGCCUUAGAAAGUCUAGCAGAAGACUAAUCACAAAAAGGAGACACUAGAAGAGAAGCAGACAAUAUUACAAAUAAGAUGCAAGAGCUAGAAUUUGUUUUAAUGUUGAUCAUAUGGGACGAGAUUUUGCAAAAGUUUCAUAGACCGAGUAAAGUUCUACAAAGUGAGGACAUGAACUUGAAAACAUGUGUAGAUCUGUAUGCGUCAUUAACUGACCAACUCUGCAUUUUACGAGAUGACUUUGAAAGAUUUGAAUCACUCGCGAAGGAAAUCCUAACAGAUGGAGAUUAUAAAUGCAGGGCAAACUCGCAAGCGUAUCAGAAAGUAGGUACCCAAUGACGGAGAUGCAAUAGAAGUAAAUCUGAACCCCAGAGAUAAAUUUCGUAUCACCACCUUUUACACAAUUGUUGACAAACUCGAAACCCAGAUGAGAAGAGGAGGAGAGGUGUACACAGAAAUAGCGGACAGAUUUUCUUUUCUAAGUGAUGUACCAAAUGUUGUAUCAUCAUCUACUGAAACUAAGAGGCAUGUUCAGUGUUCUCAAAGGCUAAUUGAUGCUUACCCAGAGGACUUGGACAUUAAUUUCUCUACUGAGCUUCAGCAGUUUCACUCAUAUGUGCGCCAUAAGUUCAGUGCAACUGAAACUGUAAAAACCGGAUUCAGUCACGCUGAACUUUAUAAAAUAAUUUUAGAAGACAAACUUGAAUGUGCUUUUCCAAAUGUAGAAAUUGCAUUUCGUAUUUUUUAACAUUUAUGCUCACAAAUUGCACAGCUGAGCGUUCGUUUUCUCAGCUGAAGCAGAUUAAAAAUCAUACAGAACAACUAUGCGACAAGAAAGGUUGGAUGCCUUGUCUCUGCUAAGCAUAGAAGCAGAUUUGCUACGGCAGAUUAGUUUUGAGGACUUGAUCAAAGACUUUGCAAUUAAAAAAAGUAGGGUCACAAAUAGUUAAAGCAUAAGUAAAUUUAUAAGUAUUAUUAGGCGAUUUUAAUCCAUGUACAUGCAAUAUGUUAAAAGUUUGUAUUUUAAUUUUCUCUCUUAUAACAAUUUAUU